AUGAAGAGUCGAGACGGCGCCAUCGACAAGGGGCUCGCACGCCACCUCUAUCGCCGAGUACUGCGGCUAGUGUCCGUGGCCGAGCAGCCUCAUACGCAGCGCAUUGCGCAGGUGCAGUGGGCUGAGUUUAUGCCCUCCCAGGUGUGGAUAGCGCCGGACGACGAGCUGCGUCGCAUUGUGCGCCGCUCCUUCGAGGCGCCGCACACCCCAUCCACGUUGACGAACGCCUUCGCGUUUCUUAAGGAAGCCCGCAGCUCCCUCUUUUCCAUCUGGGUGCUCGCAGAGUGGGAGCGACUGGAGGAGAAGCAGGACCCCUGGGAUGUCUACGACGGUAUGGCGCUAAUGAGCGCCGCGCUGCACGGCGCGUGCGUCGGGUGCGACUCGCAGCAGUCCUUCGAGCGUUGCAUCAAGGACUACCAGAUGGGUAUUCGAUCCUGUGUGCAGAACAUUGCCCAGUCUGUGCAGGAGCGGAUGGAUGUGCGCUCGCUCGAGGCGGGGCGCGCGAAGGACCUCAACACGUUUGUGAGGCUUGUGCGCGAGGCGAGCACUCUCGAGCGGCGCGAAGCGAAGCCGGCGGACUUCAGUUUUGUCUCGCUGCUGCAGAGCCACUGCGCGUCGGAGUACGUUCUCAAUAUCGUCCUCGUCUUCGUACUAAGGGCCCUUGAUAUUCACAGCACCCUAGUAGGCGCCAAUCUCUCUUUUCGGUGGGUGCGGGUGAUGCCGCGCAAGAACACGCCCCCCAUCUUCGCUUCCUGGACCUACGGCGCCAUGCGACGGAGGGAGGUCGAGCAACUCAUCCGCACUGCUGACACACAAUGGUAUCGCUCUGUCCCAUGGGACGCCUCGCAGCGAAAGGGCGUCGUUUGCGCGUUGCUGCAGCGCCAGCUGGGGUGUCUCCCUGGCCACCUGGACACGCGCUCCGAGAGUAUCAUGUCCACCUGCAAGAAGCAAAUUCUCUUUCUUCUCUCCUGA
Molecule: messenger RNA, 972 nt
Organism: Leishmania braziliensis MHOM/BR/75/M2904
Lineage: Eukaryota; Euglenozoa; Kinetoplastea; Trypanosomatida; Trypanosomatidae
Exons: 1
Coding region: 1-972 (323 amino acids)
Source: RefSeq, a predicted model, not a curated record